AUGAUCGCAGUCUGCGUCACGGCUGAAGUCCCAGAAGGAUACGAUUCCGGCCCCGGUGAAGAUGAAGACCUGCAGCCUGAGAGACCAAAAGUUCAGUCUCUUAAGGUGACUGAAGAUGUCGAACCAGGCAGCAUGGCAGAGGCAGGGCCGGAGCUGCCUGUAGAGACUGACCAAGAGCCACAAUCAGAGACGGAAGAAGAGGGCUUCCAAGAGGAGACACCAGCGAGUGCUAAGAAUAUACACCUACGUCUGAAACCCACCUGGACGUCCGAGGAAGAGGCUCCCCACAAGUCCAAGACAGACCUUUCUAGCGAGAUUGAGCUAGGGAUUCCCAAAGAGGUAAAGUCGGAGACAUCCAGACAGAUAAAAGUAGAGCUUUUCAAGGAUUUGGAGGUCCCUGUGGACGAAAAGCGUGGGGAGCCAGAGGAGGAAGCCAAACCAGAUGUCGCAGAGGAUAUACGCAUAGAGGCAGCUAAGGAAACAGAUCUAGAGCUACGAAAGGAAACCGAGUCUGAGGCUCCAGGGGCCACAAUCAGUGAGACAAGAUUAGAGUUACUAGAGGGGACGAAACCAGAGGUUUGGGAGGAGUCACUUAGAGAGCAAUAUGGAAAGACAAGUCUGGAACCUACAGAGCCGACCAAACCGGAAUUUCCAAGUGAGAAACCAAGAAGAUCAAUUGAAGAGGCAGAUCUGCAGCCACCAAAGAUGACCACACCAGAGAUUCCAGAGGAGACACAAAGUAAGUCACCUGAGGAGAAAAGGACAGGGCCACCUGAGCAGGCCAUACCAGAGUUUUCAGAAGAGAAACCAAGUAUGUCUACUGAGGAAACACAAAGAAAGUCAACUGAAGAGAAAAUUCCAGAACCACUAGAAGAGAUUGAAUCAGAGUUUUCUGAGGAAAAAUCAAGAAAACCAAUUGAGGAAACAGUUCUAGAGCCAUCAGGAAAGACCAAACCAGAAGUUCAAGAGGAGACACAAAGAAAGUCAACUGCAGAGAAAGUUCUAGAGCCACCAGAGGACACCAAACCCCCAGAUCAAAAAGAUAAGCAGAAAAAAUCAACUGAGGAGACAGGUCUAGCACCAUCACAGAAGUCCAGAUCAGAGGAGACACUAAGAGAGUCAACUGAGGAGAAAGUUCCAGAGCCACCAGAACAGAGUAAACCAGAGUUUCCAAAGAAAGAACCGAGAAAGUCAACUGAAGAAACUGGUCAGGUGCCACCACAGAAGAUCAUACCAGAGGUGCAAGAGAAGACACAAACAGAGCCAACUAAGAAGAUAGAUUCAGAGUUACCAUAUAAAGCCAAACCACUACUUAGAAUAGAGACACGUGUAGAAUUUGCCAAGGAAGAUAGGCCAGAACCAAUCAGACUUAAGCGUUCUGUAGACAGGGAUGAGCCAGAGUACUCUGACUAUCAAACAAGAAAGUUGUUAGUAAAAGAAACUAAAGAUGUUUCAAAAGACUCUGUGUUAGAUUCUCUUCCAAUAAGUGAAGUAGACUCAGUGAAUACAGAUUAUGAGUUUUCUAAAAAGCUCCAAAAUCUGUUUCAGCUUUCUGAUACCAAUUAUGAAUUCUACUCAUAUUACUCUGAGUCUCAGAGGGAUUUAAAAGAGUCCUCUAAUGAAAAGAAAGGUCUGUCCCCAGAGUCAAUGACACUGGUACCUAAAGAUAAAGAAACCCAGCCAAAAAAAAGUACUGACCUACAAUUUGAGUAUCUUGAAUGGAGCCCAGAGAAAGUUGCAGAGUGGAUUUGCCAGCUAGGCUUCCCUCAAUACAAGGAGUGUUUUACCACAAACUUCAUCAGUGGCCGAAAACUCAUCCACGUAAACUGCUCAAACCUCCCUCAGAUGGGUGUAACAGAUUUCGAGGACAUGAAGGUAAUUUCUCAGCAUACCCGGGAGCUGCUGGGAAUUGAAGAGCCAUUAUUCACACGCUCCAUCAGCCUUCCCUACAGGGACAAUAUUGGCUUAUUUUUAGAGCAAAAAUGUCGUAGUGGAGUUAAAUCUGAUUCCUUGACCUUGUCUGAAUUUGUGCAAGCAGUGGGAUUACAGGAUUAUGCUCCAGAAAUAACCACCCCUGAAGAGGAUGCAGCAUUAUAUUCCAUUGAACCAUAG
Molecule: messenger RNA, 2112 nt
Organism: Lipotes vexillifer (Yangtze River dolphin)
Lineage: Eukaryota; Metazoa; Chordata; Mammalia; Artiodactyla; Lipotidae
Gene: SAMD15
Product: sterile alpha motif domain containing 15
Exons: 4
Coding region: 1-2112 (703 amino acids)
Molecular function (GO): protein binding
Source: RefSeq, a predicted model, not a curated record